UCUGCUAGCGUGUGUCAGUUUCUGGCCAGAUGUCAGAGUCCGACAGGUGGGUUCGGUGGAGGUCCGUGUCAACACGCUCACCUGGCUCCCACCUACGCAGCUGUAAAUGCCCUUUGCAUCCUGGGCACAGAAGAGGCCUACGAAGUCAUCAGCAGAGAGAAGCUUCUGGAUUUCCUGUACUCUGUGAAGCAGCCAGAUGGCUCCUUUGUGAUGCAUGUGGGCGGGGAGGUGGAUGUCAGGAGUGCAUAUUGUGCAGCUUCUGUGGCUUCACUCACCAAUAUAAUCACCCCCACCCUGUUUGAUGGGACGCACAAUUGGAUUCUCAGCUGUCAGAACUGGGAGGGCGGUUUAGGUGGAGUACCAGGACUUGAAGCACAUGGCGGCUAUACCUUCUGUGGAACUGCUGCCCUGGUCAUACUGGGCAAAGAACAUAUGCUGGAUCUCAAAACCUUGUUACGCUGGGUAACCAGUAGACAAAUGCGUUUUGAAGGUGGUUUUCAGGGCCGCUGUAACAAGCUGGUGGAUGGGUGUUACUCCUUCUGGCAAGCAGGGCUAUUACCGUUACUCCACAGGGCUUUUUUUAAAGAAGGAGACUCAACGCUGAGCGUGAGUAGCUGGAUGUUUGAGAGAAAGGCCCUGCAGGAAUACAUCCUUCUCUGCUGCCAGAAUCCUGGUGGAGGCCUUCUGGACAAACCGGGCAAGUCUAGAGAUUUCUACCACACGUGCUACUGUCUGAGUGGACUCUCGAUAGCACAGCAUUUUGGAAACAAAGACCUUCAUAACGAGCUGAUCCUCGGUCGGGACGAGAACAGACUGGUACCAACUCAUCCAGUUUACAACAUCUGCCCAGAGAAGGUCGCCCAAGCGAUUGAACAUUUCCACCGGUUGCCUGUUCCAGUUCAGACAGGACCUACACCAAGUGCAAUGGACCAGUCAUAGACUUUUCCUCUUUUUCUAUUCUAAAGUUAUUUUGGGGGUUUGAGCUAGCUUGACCUAACGCAGAGGCAUCUUCUGUAAAUGCUGUUAUAGCCAAAUGUCCUUUGCUGGUGUGUACAGCAUCUACAGAUGGGGAAACACUCUGAGGGUCUGAUCUACUACAGCUUCAGCAUGGGGUUAUGGGUUUUAGCCAGGGAAAACAGUAGAGACUGACUAGGCGAGGUGUUUUUCAUGCACCAGUCGUUGAUUGAUAUUUUAUUGCACAUACCAGCUUAUUUUGGGCUUUGGUAAAUGUUUCCCAGAGUGCACGUGGCAGUAGGUUCUGGACAGAAAUAAAGACUUGGAUGGAAGUUUUCUGGUUGGUGUAUUAUGGAUGAUCUAUACUCACUGUAGGCAGUCCAUCAUUUGACUUUAAUUUCUGUCAUUUCUAAUUAAUGCGUGCGGUUUGACGGGUACGAAUAUGGUAACUGCUGAAUAUGUAAAUAUAGUUUGGCUACUCAGCCAUGAGUACAGUGUUUACAUUUUGUAAUCUUUAGGUGCAAUUUAAAAAUAUCAUCUGUGCUGUUUAAUGAGCUUUUAAACUGUAUUCAAUAAUUCAGUCAUCAUGCUUUAAUCUUAAUGUGCUGGUAUGAAGUAUCAAAACAGAAUGGCAUUUUAUCAGAGCACAUUAAAGGAACAGUU
Messenger RNA from Sinocyclocheilus grahami, 1617 nucleotides. RefSeq names its product protein farnesyltransferase subunit beta-like. Gene Ontology annotation, cellular component: protein farnesyltransferase complex. The record is from RefSeq and is a predicted model, not a curated record. The transcript is spliced from 8 exons. Gene Ontology annotation, biological process: protein farnesylation. The annotation marks the transcript as partial. NCBI's taxonomy places the organism in Eukaryota, Metazoa, Chordata, Actinopteri, Cypriniformes, Cyprinidae. Gene Ontology annotation, molecular function: protein farnesyltransferase activity.